CUCUCUCUCCGCUUUAAUUACUCUGCUCAGUAUUUUAUUUAAUCUUACUGCUUCAGCAAGUUAAUAUGGAGUGAAACUGAUUUUUGAGUUUUAAACAUCUGGAUGAAGAUUAUGGCUCACGCGCGACUGCCUUCGGGAAUUUUCGGUAACCUUCGAAGCACUAAUUCGAACGGAGGUUUUAUUCCGCGCAAUUUAUUUAUCCUGAAAUCCAACCUCCGGUGUUUAAAGAAUUUUUUCUUGAUAUAUUUGUUUACCAAUUAACCUUUUUAAAGUGGAAAUAAAAACUAAACUAAACAAAAGUGAUGUCUUGUGAGAAACCCAACUUCCGCGCACAACCGGCGGUGCGCAGCAUCUUCGUGUACCGCAACGGGGACGCGCACACGGAGGCGCGCCGAGUGCUCGUCCACGAGAAGCGCGUGUGCGACUUCGAGACGCUGCUGCGCGAGGUGACCGGGCGAGUGCGCGCUCCGUUCGGCGCCGUGCGCAGCAUCUACACGCCCCGAGCCGGGCACCGCGUGGACGCGCUCGAGCACGUGCGCCACGGCGAGCAGUACGUGGCGGCGGGGAAGGAGAAGUUCAAGAAAUUAGACUAUUUGCAAAUCGGAAGCAGGAAGAAACGGAUGCUGCAGAACAACGGAAUGGUGAAAGCAGCACCGCAGAACCGGAUCAUCGUCUCAGCCCGGUUCCUGAAGCCCAUCAAAGAGCCGUGUGCAAUAUUUGUUGUUGCUAACGGAGACGUGUUGACUCCAGCUGUGAGGUUUCUGGUUCCGAGCCGCCUGCUCAAUCAGUUUGAACGAAUCCUGGAGAUGAUCACAGAGAAAAUGGGGCUGAGGAUUCUGGGAGGAGUGCGCAGUCUGUGUUCUCUGGAGGGAGUUCCUGUAACAGACGGGAAAGAUCUGGAAAACGGGCAGUUUUAUGUGGCAGUGGGCAGAGACAAAUUCAGACGACUUGCUUAUGCCGAUUCACUCUUCAGCAAACCUGUGGGCAUGAGGAGGAACGUCAGAUCAAAAGCAGCUUCUCUUCCACCCAUUUACAAAUACCCAAGACAAAACGGGGAUGCAGUUAAUGGCGUGAACAAAUCCGAUCACAGCGAUGAGGUGAAGCUCACCGAUCCGGCCGUGUCUCUGGUGCGACAGAUUUCCCAGGCCAGGCUCAUGGCCAUCCGCAAGAAACGCAGCAACCUGACCAACUCAUACAGCACCCAGGAUACCGACGAGGCUGAAGCUAAACCCGAAGGUGAAGAGGAGGAGAGCAAAGAAAAGCCUGUGGAAGACGAGAAUUCAACAGCUGAGCAGGUAUAUGGCAGUGAGGACAAAGCAACUGAAGAAGAAGAGGCAGCAGCUGAAGAAGAAGAGGCAGCAGCUGAAGAAGAAGAGGCAGCAGCCGGAGGGGAAGAGGCAACAGCUGAAGAGGAAGAGGCAGCAGCUGGAGAGGAAGAGGCAGCAGCUGGAGAGGAAGAGGCAGCAGCUGGAGAGGAAGAGGCAGCAGCUGGAGAGGAAGAGACAGCAGCUGGAGAGGAAGAGGCAGCAGAAGAGGAAGAAGCAGCAGAGGAGGGAGAAGGGGAGGCAGAAGCAGAGGACGAGGCAGCAGUGGAAGAGGAAGCGGUGGCAGAAGUAGAGGCGGUGGCCGAUUCAGAUGCAGCAGGAGAAGACAACGCCGAACCACCUGAGGAGGAAGCCGCAGGGGAAAUAGGAAGUGGAGAGGAAGCAGGAGAAGCUGGAGGAGAAGAAAGCUGAGAGAGGAAACUAGCGACAGUGAUGUCAUCAGAAAAUACCAAUAAAUUUAGCAACAGAGUAAAGAGUAUAUAGCACUUAAUAUUUUAUUUCUUUAUUAAUAGGUAGCAGUGGAGGAAGUCCUUAUAAGGUCAAACAAAAACAUAUUUGCAUAUGACAUUAAAAUGAACACAGAAUAUACAACUGGGGGCGUGUCUUUGACUCCAUAUAUGGACACGGGGACUGGAAUAUGGACACAGAGCAACAUGAACGUGUGAUGUAGUAACGUCAGAGCUGUAGCGUGUGUGUGUGUGUGUGUGUGAACGUGUCGAGUUGUGAUGUAACAAACUCACACACGUUUAAAAAAAUGAGAGAUUUAUUGUUUAUCUGUUCAUUAUCCUGAAUAAAGAGAAUUCAUACACAAAACAAACGAUAAUAAAGAUUUAGUGAUGGA
Hemibagrus wyckioides is the source of this 2166-nucleotide messenger RNA. RefSeq names its product doublecortin domain-containing protein 2-like. The record is from RefSeq and is a predicted model, not a curated record. Gene Ontology annotation, cellular component: axoneme; microtubule; microtubule organizing center. Bases 303 to 1736 code for a protein of 477 amino acids. Lineage: Eukaryota; Metazoa; Chordata; Actinopteri; Siluriformes; Bagridae. Gene Ontology annotation, biological process: dendrite morphogenesis; cilium assembly; regulation of cilium assembly. The transcript has 9 exons.